UAGUCGCCCAGUGUCAGGCAGGUUGGUGAAUAAAUUAUUCCACUCGCUGAUAGAGUCGGCAUGGCGGCGCAUCCGGGCUCCGAGCUGUAGCCCAAGAUGACUGGGGCGGAGAUCUCUGACUGGUGCCCGCAAGGUGAUGGAGGAGUGACCUAUAUAACAUGGACCAUGAAGGUAUGCAGUGUGAAUGCAACUUCAAGCUCAUGCAUCGCAGCCAUGGCUAAAAUCCACAAACCAGCUAUAGGUGCGUUGGUUUAAUGACACCUUCACCAUCAACUUCAAGGCCACAAACUGCAUGGACAUUGUGAGUGCCACUAAAGAUGUCUGAUAGUGUCGAUAUUGAAGAGAAACCACCAGCCCCCCCCUUGAGAAUGAACAGUAGUUCCCGAGACUCUUCAUCAGUGAAUCACGCCUCUAAACCACUUCCAAUGGCUCCUGAAGAGAAAAACAAGAAGGUCCGCCUGCGCUCCAUCUUCCCCGGGGGAGACAAGACAAACAAGAAGAAGGAGAAGGAACGUCCUGAGAUAUCCCUACCCUCAGACUUUGAACAUACCAUUCAUGUUGGCUUUGAUGCUGUAACAGGAGAAUUCACGGGUAUCCCAGAGCAGUGGGCGCGACUCCUACAGACCUCGAACAUCACCAAGCUGGAGCAGAAGAAGAACCCACAGGCCGUGUUGGACGUCUUAAAGUUCUACGACUCCAAAGAGACCGUCAACAACCAGAAAUACAUGAGCUUCACCUCUGGAGACAAGUCGGCACAUGGCUACAUAGCAGCAAACACUUUGAACCGACUGCUGUCAUCUGGGCCUCCUGUCAGCCUUAGAACCUGCAGCGCAUUAUUUGACAAGGGUGCCAAAACAUCAUCGUCAGAGCCCCCGAUUGCUCCACCUGUGUCAGAGGAGGAGGAUGAGGAGGAAGAGGAGGAGGAGGAGGAGGAGGAAGAGGAGGAUGAUGACGACGAAUUGCCCCCGGUCAUCGCGCCUCGGCCCGAGCACACCAAAUCUAUCUACACGCGCUCUGUCAUGGACCCACCAAAGCCCCCCACCCCUGUGAAAGAAGUUUUGACUCCACCGGAGUCGCAGGUGCAGCCAGAGAACACAUCCAACACAAUGUAUCGCCACACUGACCGCCAGAGGAAGAAGUCCAAAAUGACGGAUGAGGAGAUUCUGGAGAGACUCAGGAGUAUUGUGAGCGUGGGGGAUCCCAAAAAGAAGUACACGCGCUUCGAGAAAAUAGGACAAGGAGCAUCCGGCACUGUGUACACUGCCAUCGAUAUCGCAACUGGCCAAGAGGUGGCCAUUAAGCAGAUGAACCUGCAGCAGCAGCCCAAGAAAGAGCUGAUCAUCAAUGAGAUCUUGGUGAUGAGGGAAAACAAGAACUCCAAUAUAGUGAACUACUUGGACAGUUACUUGGUGGGAGAUGAGCUAUGGGUGGUGAUGGAGUACUUGGCCGGUGGCUCGCUGACAGAUGUAGUGACUGAGACCUGCAUGGACGAGGGCCAGAUCGCUGCGGUCUGCAGAGAGUGUCUUCAAGCUCUAGACUUCCUACACUCCAACCAGGUGAUCCACAGAGAUAUAAAAAGUGACAACAUCCUCUUGGGUAUGGACGGAUCCGUCAAGCUUACCGACUUUGGCUUCUGUGCCCAGAUCACUCCAGAGCAGAACAAGCGCAGCACGAUGGUCGGAACGCCCUACUGGAUGGCACCGGAGGUGGUCACUCGAAAGGCUUAUGGCCCAAAAGUGGAUAUCUGGUCCCUGGGAAUCAUGGCGAUAGAGAUGGUGGAGGGAGAACCGCCCUACCUGAACGAGAAUCCACUCAGGGCGCUGUACCUGAUAGCUACCAACGGGACUCCAGAGCUGCAGAACCCAGAGAGACUGUCAUCCGUGUUCAGAGACUUCCUCAACCGUUGUCUGGAGAUGGAUGUGGACCGCAGGGGCUCUGCCAAGGAGCUGCUACAGCAUUCCUUCCUCAAGCUGGCGAAGCCUCUAUCCAGCCUGACGCCUCUGAUUGUAGCCGCGAAGGAAGCCAUAAAGAACAGCAGUCGCUAGGGAGUGCCCUCUGUCCGCACCCGAGGCUGGAGCCCUGCCUGUGUUGUGUGCGUUCGUGGGGGCAGAGACUUGGGUGUAUGGUUGGUGGGUGGCGUGACAGUGACAGCACAAGGAGGGGGCUUUGUGUGACGUACAGUGACAGCACAAGGACAAAAGACCCCCAGGCCUCAAAUGUAGGACGGACAUCUGGCCUUGCAGCCUCUCGGCCCAUGCUGCUGAAAAGACCUUGCCUCUUCGUUUACUUCUCCAGCACUCUGUACAUGUAGAGCAGUCCAUCACAAGUGUGUGUGUGUGUGUGUGUGUGUGUGUGUGUGUGUGUGUGUUUGUGUGUGUGUGUGUGUGUGUGUGUGUGUGCGCGCGUGUGUCUGGGCGUGUGUAUGUGCGUGUGUGCAAAGUGUGCACAUCUCUUUGUGUCAUAUGUCUAUCUUUGGGAGGCAGUCGCUCCCCAAACACCCUCCCAAAAAAUAGGGUGAAAAAAUAGAAAAACGUGCGCUCAGUUUCGAGAAGAAACUUCAGGAGUGAGGAGGAGGAACUAACAAAACUGAGGAGCCCCCGAUCCCUUCCCUGGCCAGCUCCUGGCUUGGCUUUCUUUCCUCUAGUCCCUCCACAGUGCACGAUCAGGCCACACCUGCACCUGCAGUGACCAGCUGUUGUGAGAGAGUGACCCUGGACCCAACCUUUGCCUGCAUGACCAUGGCUCUGUGCAGAAACAUUGCUGCUCCUCUGCAGAUCGUCACGUCUCAAAGUGGUGGAUUUGUGUGUGUGUGCGUGUGUGUGUGUGUGUGUGUAUGUGUGUGUGUGUGUGUGUGUGUGUGUGUGUGUAGGGGUGCAGCUACAGGGGAAAAAAAAGUCAGGAAUAAUUUCACAUGACCUACGUCAGCUUUAAACAUCCUUCAGUAAUCUGCUUCAUGUCAGUGAAGAGAUACGGGUCUCUAUUUCAUAUGAGCCAACGUAGUUCAGACAGUCUCUGUCAUAGAAAUCACUGGAGUUCAUGAAGGUUACCUGCAGUUCAUUUACUGAUUUCCGCUCUUUCCAAAACUGGCUACAUGCUAUCAGGUUUAAUGCUCUGACUGUUUCAAAUACUGAAAAAACUGAGUUUCCCUACAUAAAAUGUUGAAUUCAACCAAAACUGUAGAACAGCAUCCAUCUAUAAUGUGACACAGCCGCAGAUCACACCUGCAAAUAGAAAAUAAUAAGUAUAUACUGUACAUAAUUUUUCAUCAUUUUCAGGAGGAAAGUGUUACAUAUUCAAUUGUCAUUUUAGUGAUGUAGUGACACUGACAUGCAGAUGACCUGUCACAUAUUUAAAUCAACGUUUGACACUGUAAAUUCUGCAUAGUCUAUGUGGCAGAAAUUUUUAGAAUAACUAUAAUAGUGCACAUUAACACUCAGUUUCAUUACCAAUGCAAGCAUUUUAUCUGCUAAUUAGACAGAUCCUUUAAAAGCACAUGUCCACGUACACUAUGGCAUUCAUUGUGUACAAGCAUCUCAAAUAGGAUUAUCCAUGCUAGUAUUUGUGGGUUUCUGUUUUCAUGUUGUACCAUGUUGUAAAUAAAUCAGAGCUAAACAGACAGUUCAACAUCUAUCUUAAUUAAUGUUCAGGCCUUCUUUUUUUAUUUCAUCUGACAAUUAUGUAUGAAAUAGAAGAAAAGACAAAUACUAGAUCAGAGACUCAACAGAAAUGAUAUAUGUUAUCAUUUAGAUCUCUGUAUAUGUUGAUGGAUAGUAAGCUUUUUAAGGGGCUGGUACACAGUGGACAGUGCGUAAUCCUAAAAAUGCAACAUUUCAGAUUUUCAAAUGAGCUCUUUUUUUUAUGACAGUGGCGAACAGAAGGUCAUGUAAUUAUUUACCUACAGUGAGUUGGACGUCCAGUGCCACAUUUAUCACAGUUUCCCAGAGUGUCCUAAGCAUCCUCGUGCCCUUAGACCUUAAGCAGGAAAUAACAAGAUGCCCUUUGACGAAAAUCUUUGCCAACAUAAAAUACACUGAACAUAAAUUUAGUCAAUCCAAAACAACAAUCUGCAACGAGACAUUGAGGGAGAAAAAAAAAUGUUCAUGUCAUUUGUCCUUUGACAGUUUAAAUAACCUUGUCGAAGGUUAUGAGAGAUAUGUAUGGGCAGAAAUGUAAAAUGUAGAUGAAGGUGGUCGUUUCAGUUGUUCUCCAGUGUGGGAAAUGAUUCCUCUGUUUUACAGGAGCAUGGGGUAUUAGUAAAUCUUGUGAUCUUAGAUUGCAGAAUACAUGACAUGACUGUGACUGUGCCAGCAAAAUCCUGGCCUUAUCUUUCCCUUUCCAGCUGAACAAGCUAAAUAUUCAACAACAUUCAUGUCUAAUAAGGCACCGGGCACCAACCGUCCUCCUCACCCACCUGCACCCCUCCCUCCUCUUCUCCUUUGGUAUUUCAGUGCUCUUCAUUCAUGCUUCAGUGUCCUUUUGUCUUUUAAUGGUGUCUUAUGUGACUUUUCUCAUGUGAUCUAUAUGUUUGUGGUGAGUUUUUUGGACAGAUUAGAGAGGGGGAAUGUUAUCCACUGAGCGAAGUAGUGAGUGCCAUUUCAUGAUUGUACCUUGAGCACUGAAAACAGAAACUGUGGUAGAGGUUCAUAUCGUUUCCUAACAUUUCCUUCCAUACCUGGUUUAGCGUUUAAACUCGUUCCUGUACAGAGGUUAUCUACUUUGUGUCGUUAUUUGGUAGCUUCGUCAGGCAUUUCCCAUGUAGCAUCCCUCUGAGCGUGAGUGUGUGUGUCUGCGUGUUGUUAGGGGGCUACCUCAAUCUGCACUAGAAGAUGCCUCACUCGUGUUGUCCACCUUGACUUUGAGGUGCAGGGUAGCUGCUUAGUCACAUUGUACCUCCAUUGUACAGCAAAUGUACAGAAGAUGAAGGAGUGAUGUUAGACAGGAGGAUGCAACAGAAUUCAUGCAUGUAAAACAAACUAUACACUGUAUCUCAUCUUCAAAUAGGUUAAGAUUGUUAGGAUAUGUAUGUAUGUAUGUAAAUAUGACGGGAAAACCCCCCCUUUUUUCAGAAUUAUGUAACUUAAAAUGACAAUAUUCAGGUUGCUCUAUGGUAUGUAUCAAUAAAUGUUUUGCACCCUGGAAAUCAAAAAGAGAAAAACAAACACACACGCUGUCUCUGCACUCCCGGAUCCAGCUCUCCUGUUUGGGCUUUAUCGGACACUCCUUCAUCUGGACAGAGAGAGCCGAUGAAUGCAGCACUCUGUGUGCGGGCCCACACAGUCUGUCCACUGCUGAGUGUUAGUACAUGUAUGUGUGUGUGCGGUAGGUGUGGGUGGCCUGUCAAGGAAGCUUCGCCGGCCCUGGGACGUUUGGCCUCUGCCCCAUGUACAGGUCUGAACUAUGAGCACAAAGGUGAAUUUCGGGACAAGAGACACCGCUGACGUGCCCCUUUUCUGUGGUUGCGCCUGUACAUUCCUAUCUUCUGAAUGUGUAAACCUGUACACGUGGUGUGAAAAUUCCUCUAUUAAUGUGUAUCAAGAGAAUGGAACAAAGACAAAAAAUGUUACUUUUUAAAUUAUUAUCAUUAUUAUUAUUAUUAUUACUCUUAUUAUUGUCUAGCUUUGUAAAACUGCUGAUCCAUCUGGCAUACCUCAGCAGGCCUUUCCCCAUCUUUGAAAAAGGACAAACGAUUGAAGGGGAAAUGAGGUUUUGGAUAAACUAUUUUUAAUUGUGGUUGAAGCAAUAGACUUUUUGAACUUUGAAUUGUGCAUGGCUGUGUCUUGAGUGUAAAAAAAAACAAACAAAAUAUUGCAGUUUGGGAACUGGACUGAAAUAAAAAGAGGAAGAAAACCAGA
Molecule: messenger RNA, 5852 nt
Organism: Seriola aureovittata
Lineage: Eukaryota; Metazoa; Chordata; Actinopteri; Carangiformes; Carangidae
Product: serine/threonine-protein kinase PAK 3
Exons: 18
Coding region: 318-2045 (575 amino acids)
Biological process (GO): intracellular signal transduction; regulation of actin cytoskeleton organization; regulation of MAPK cascade
Cellular component (GO): cytoplasm
Molecular function (GO): ATP binding; protein serine/threonine kinase activity
Source: RefSeq, a predicted model, not a curated record